AGAGAAGGCGGAAGUAGGGGCGUCCGCGGCUGGGGCUUGUGCUGCGGGCGGCCCGGGGUCGCCCCUGAAGCGGCCUUCGGGUAGGGAGAUCGGCUUCCAGGUCGCCUCAGCUCGGAGUAAGGAGCCUUGGCGGAGCCGAGUCGUGCUGCCGGCUGGAGUCGGCGGCCCAGCGGACGAAAGCGAGCAAUUGAUAGUGACGUUACUAUGAGUCUGCUAAACUGUGAAAACAGCUGUGGAUCCAGCCAUUCUGAAAGUGACUGCUGUGCUGCCAUGACCAGCUCCUGUAGCGCUGCUGCGAAAGAUGACAGUGUGAGUGGAACCGCCAGCACAGGGAACCUCUCCAGUUCUUUUAUGGAAGAGGUCCAGGGGUAUGAUGUGGAGUUUGACCCACCCCUGGAAAGCAAGUAUGAGUGCCCCAUCUGCUUGAUGGCAUUACGGGAAGCAGUGCAAACACCCUGUGGCCACAGGUUCUGCAAAGCUUGCAUCAUCAAGUCAAUAAGGGAUGCUGGUCACAAAUGUCCAGUUGACAAUGAAAUAUUGCUGGAAAAUCAACUAUUUCCUGAUAAUUUUGCAAAACGAGAGAUUCUUUCUCUGAUGGUGAAGUGUCCAAAUGAAGGUUGUUUGCAGAAGAUGGAACUGAGGCAUCUUGAGGAUCACCAAGCACAUUGUGAGUUUACUCUCAUGAAUUGUCCCCAGUGUCAACGUCCCUUCCAAAAAUGCCAGCUUAAUAUUCACAUUCUUAAAGAGUGCCCGAGGAGACAGGUUUCUUGCAUGAACUGUGCUAUGUUGAUGGCAUUUGAAGAUAAAGAGAUCCAUGACCAGAAUUGUCCUUUGGCAAAUGUCAUCUGUGAAUACUGCAAUACCAUGCUCAUCAGAGAACAGAUGCCUAAUCACUAUGAUCUAGACUGUCCGACAGCCCCAGUUCCAUGCACUUUCAGUACUUUCGGUUGUCAUGUAAAGAUGCAGAGGAAUCACUUGGCUCGCCACCUGCAAGAGAACACGCAGUCGCACAUGAGAAUGCUGGCUCAGGCUGUCCAGAGUUUGAGCCUUGCUCUAGCUCCUGUACCUCCACGCGACAUGCCGCCGUACGAUUCCUCCUCCGUGUCCCGGGUCUCUGCAUCGUGCCACCCAGAGGUCCAUAAUUUCCAAGAAACCAUUCAGCAGUUAGAGGGUCGCCUCGUAAGACAAGACCAUCAAAUCCGAGAGCUAACUGCUAAGAUGGAAACUCAGAGCAUGCACGUAAGUGAGCUCAAACGAACGAUUCGAACGCUUGAAGACAAAGUUGCUGAGAUAGAAGCACAGCAGUGCAACGGGAUCUACAUCUGGAAGAUCGGCAACUUCGGGAUGCACCUGAAGUCUCAGGAAGAGGAGAAACCCGUUGUCAUUCACAGCCCUGGCUUCUACACGGGCAAACCCGGGUACAAACUGUGCAUGCGCCUGCACCUCCAGCUACCCACUGCUCAGCGCUGCGCUAACUACAUAUCCCUCUUCGUGCACACAAUGCAAGGGGAGUAUGACAGCCAUCUCCCUUGGCCCUUCCAGGGUACAAUACGCCUUGCGAUCCUUGAUCAGUCUGAAGCGCCGGUAAGGCAAAACCAUGAAGAGAUCAUGGACGCCAAACCCGAGCUUCUCGCCUUCCAGAGACCCACGAUCCCACGGAACCCAAAAGGCUUUGGCUACGUGACUUUUAUGCAUCUGGAAGCCCUAAGACAGAGAACCUUCAUCAAGGAUGAUACUUUAUUAGUACGCUGUGAGGUCUCCACCCGCUUCGACAUGGGCAGUCUCCGGAGGGAGGGUUUUCAGCCACGAAGUACUGAUUCAGGGACGUAGCUUCCCUGCAUUUGUUCCAAAACCAAAAGCCAUCUGGAGAAAGCAGUGUCUUUCCUUGCCUGGUUCUCAGUAAGACGCAAACCGAAAAAGUAGUGGGAGGGAUGUAAUGCUCACCAGGGAAUGUUGUUCGAUGGGUCACUUACCACUUCUUCCUGUUACAAAUCUCUGAAGCAGUUUUUCCCCCACCUUGGGAAUCUACACGUUCUGCGCUUUCUCAAAAACUGAAGUGCCUGUGGCAUAUCGCAGCAGCUCUUUUGUCAUUUAGUAUACCUCUCUGUUGUACCUCCGUGGGCUUUUGCUCAGUGUGUUUGAUUGUCAGAAAGCCCAGGGUUGGACUAGAAAAGCUCAGACCUUUUAAUAAUAAUGGACAUUCCUUAAAACUUCAGCUUAUUUUUAUAUUAUAUGUAAUAUAUUAAACUUGAGAAUCACUACUGCCUCGUGCUGGUGCCAGCGAGAAUUUUUACUCUGGAGCUGAGUUCUCAUUUUAUUUGACCUUGUACGGAUUUCAGAGGAUUUGAACCUUAAUCUUGGGAAGCUCAAGUUCUCAUUCACUCUAGCCCCCCUACUCCUAGGGUGUUACUAAGGGUAUACAGAAACUAGUUUAAACCCUAAAUAUAACUUUACUUAUUUGGUGUAAACACCUUGUCUUCUUGUUUAAAUAUUCCAUUCUGUGUGGCUUACAUAUUUCCUUAGGGCUACAGGUAGCAUCUUCUCCAGAGUUCAGAAUACUGACAACCAUGUGGGUACUGACUGCCCAGUGUUAUGCUGUAAAUCCCUCUCUGUCCGUUCAGUGCAGAGUGAAUUCCACAGAAGGUACUGAACACCUUUUGGUAGUUGUUAAAUGGGAUGAAACUGAUAUCCUAAACACAGAAUUUCUUAAUACUUGGAAGAUCACUGGAGAUAACCUGAGAGGUCAUCAGAUCAAGGUGGGAAGUCACAGUGGUUCCUUCAGGACUUAGCCUGAGUAGGUUGCUUUGGUCCAACAAUACUUAGUUGAGGAGGGUUGUGUGGAAUGUAUUGAAGUGGCUGAAAGUUUCUAAUAGGGAGAGAUGAUUUUUUGUGCCGUUGAUUUGUUAAGGCCUAUAGAUACUAAAUAUUACGGUGAAAUUUUGUUCUCAGGGAGUCCCACAGCUAGUAUAGUCUCUUAGAAGAAUCUGAGAGGACCCAUACUCUAUGCUGUUUACACAAGAUUGUUUAAUGCUGUCUGGUCAUGAGAGAUGGAAUUAUAUCUUUCAAGGGGCCACAUCAGAGCUCCCUGACCAGCAUUGAAGAUGAGCCUUAAUUUCAAGAGGAAGCCAACGGGACCUUGUCUGUGGAGAAGAAUGGUUUCAGUUCCAGGUAAACCGAGCAAGUGUCACUUUGACCUUUCCUUGUACUUGUGUUUCUGCCCUUCCUCUCUACCCCACAUUUAGGCUUCUGCUCUGAUGCGUUCAUGUUACACAGUAAAAAUAAAGGUCAUGCAGAAAUCCUGUUCCCCAGAGUUACCAACCUUACCACCUGCUCAUCACUGGUUCCCAGUUUACUUGCUGGCAGCUGGUGUCCCUUAGCCGUUGUGCCUUGCAACUAGCUCCUGAGAACUGUCGCAGCGCCCCCUCUGGGUUGGGAGUCCCGCACUGCUACUGUUCUUGAGCUUGUUUGUCAGUGAAUAAUUGUUGAGUUCCAUUUAAGAAGUAAACGAUAAGCUUUUUUUGUUGCAUAGAAGAAGUCUGAAGGAGAUACGCUGAACUGUUUUUGAUAACUUAUAAUCUUUGUGCUUUCUUAGUAUGUUUUAUAUUUUCUACAAUAAACCUAUAUUUUUAUC
Molecule: messenger RNA, 3631 nt
Organism: Enhydra lutris kenyoni (northern sea otter)
Lineage: Eukaryota; Metazoa; Chordata; Mammalia; Carnivora; Mustelidae
Product: TNF receptor associated factor 6
Exons: 7
Coding region: 205-1830 (541 amino acids)
Biological process (GO): regulation of canonical NF-kappaB signal transduction; positive regulation of JNK cascade; interleukin-1-mediated signaling pathway
Cellular component (GO): plasma membrane signaling receptor complex
Molecular function (GO): tumor necrosis factor receptor binding; ubiquitin protein ligase activity; zinc ion binding
Source: RefSeq, a predicted model, not a curated record